Molecule: messenger RNA, 1430 nt
Organism: Hippoglossus stenolepis (Pacific halibut)
Lineage: Eukaryota; Metazoa; Chordata; Actinopteri; Pleuronectiformes; Pleuronectidae
Gene: itpkca
Product: inositol-trisphosphate 3-kinase Ca
Exons: 7
Coding region: 197-1045 (282 amino acids)
Biological process (GO): inositol phosphate biosynthetic process
Cellular component (GO): cytoplasm; nucleus
Molecular function (GO): inositol-1,4,5-trisphosphate 3-kinase activity; inositol tetrakisphosphate kinase activity
Source: RefSeq, a predicted model, not a curated record
UCAUCACAACAUACCACGGGGGGCGGUAGCGAGCACACAGAGUACAUUUUGAAAGGUUGCCGUCACUUUCAUUGAAAAAAGUUUGGUUGAUGGGUCAUAACAUAUGUGGAGGACUAAGCAGAUACAUCAGGUCGCGUCUUACGGGAACUCUGCAUGGAAAAAACACAAAAGCCGUGGGACCUAGUCUCUCGUUCCCAUGACUCCUAAGAAACCUCAGCAGUGGCUUCAAGUGGUUGGACAUGCAGGGAACUUUCAUGUAGGGGAUUACGGCACACUGCUGAAGAGGUAUUGUAAGGGGGAGCAGCAAUGUUACCUCCGUCUGAUGGCAGACACUCUGAGGUCCUUUGUUCCUGCCUACCACGGUGUUGUGCAGCGUGACAAGCAGGAUUACAACAUGAUGGAUAACCUGCUGACCCACUUCAACACACCUGCCAUCAUGGACUGCAAGAUGGGCAGCCGCACAUAUCUCGAGGAGGAGCUGCAAAUGGCCAGAGAACGUCCCCAGCCCCGCAACGACAUGUAUGAGAAGAUGGUGGCUGUGGACCCAGAGGCCCCGACGGCCCAGGAGCGAACCCAGCAGGCAGUGCUGAAAACCAGGUACAUGCAGUGGAGGGAGACACUGAGCUCCACAACAACUCUGGGGUUCCGCAUCGAAGGAUUCAGGAAGGCAAAUGACGAAUGUCACACAAACUUCAAACAGACCAAAAGCAGAGAGCAAGUGACGGAAGCACUCAGCAGUUUUGUUGAGUCCAGUACGCACAUCAUGUGGGGAUAUCUGAGACAGUUGAAACAGCUGCGGCAGGUCUUGGAGGCAUCCGACUUCUUCAGAACACACGAGGUUGUGGGCAGCUCCUUGCUGUUUGUGCAUGACUGGACAGGCAGAACAGGAGUCUGGAUGAUCGACUUUGGAAAGACAGUGGUCUUGCCCUCACCACUUACCUUGGACCACCGCACUGCCUGGGUAGAGGGCAAUCGAGAGGAUGGCUACCUGUGGGGUCUGGACAACCUCAUUGACAUAUUAGGAAACAUGCUGCCGCUGAGCUAAAGGCCACUCUCAAAUUGUGUGGACAUUUACUCUCAAACUUCCCUACAACACUUACAAAUGAAUUACUGUAGAUGGGUUGGCUUCUGAAACGUUGUCAGAAUAAUGAAAAAAAACGAUUGAAGGUGAAAUGCAAGAUUUGUUUGAUUGAUUACAAUAACUCGCCACCAAAAACAGUCUCAGUUUCUAGCCUCAGCAGGAGAUGUCACGAGGAAUAAGCAAUUAAAAGCUAAAAAACAUCUGUUGCUGGAGAUGAUCAGAAAUGCCACAAUAUCUCAUUAAAAUGGUGCCAAAACUAUAAAGCUACGAUGUGGAUAGUUAUUUUCUGCAAUUUCUUAAAUUUGCGGCUCAAUCAUCAUUAUUCAAUAAAUUGAAAAACAUCAUGAAA